CGCCCACAUCGCGCCGAUCUUGCCAUUUUCGAAACCAGCGCGCAACACUAACGACGCCAACACCGCCCUUCAUGGCGCACCACGACCCAAAGGCUGCCGCGGCGCGCCGCGCUUUGUGCCAGUUCAAGGGCUGCACGAAAUUUGCCCAGACCCGCGGUCGAUGCAAAGCCCAUGGUGGCGGCACGCGCUGCAAGGUCGAGACGUGCAUCAAGCUCGCGCAGAGCCGUGGGCACUGCAUCGCGCACGGCGGCGGGCGCAAGUGCCACAUCGAGUCGUGCGACAAGCUCGCGCAGAGCAAGGGCUACUGCAUUGCCCACGGGGGCGGUCGCAAGUGCGCGAUGGAGGGCUGCGAAAAGUUUUCGCAGAUCAAGGGCAAGUGCAAAGCCCAUGCAAAGACGUCCCAGUCGCCACCGGCGACGCCACGGUCCCCACCUGUGCUCCACCCCCUCCCGCCGCUCAUUCACGCCAAAGUCUCGGCGCUGCAGAUGCCGUCCAGCAUCAGUCUCAGCCCAUUGCGGGCCUGCAUUCGCCGACCGGAAGCCACCGCUUGCUCGUUCGCAGCGCUCUUUGAGCCGUCGCCACCAACCGCGUGACCGACCAAAAUGUGAUGCAUAUCGCCUUUUUGAUGGAUCCGAGAAAAACUACACUAAUUUAUUUCAUAAAUCUUCCAAAUACUUACGAAAAUUGAAAGUUAG
This is a messenger RNA of Saprolegnia diclina VS20, 695 nucleotides long. RefSeq lists its product as hypothetical. NCBI's taxonomy places the organism in Eukaryota, Oomycota, Saprolegniomycetes, Saprolegniales, Saprolegniaceae. Bases 72 to 593 code for a protein of 173 amino acids. The record is from RefSeq and is a predicted model, not a curated record. The transcript is spliced from 3 exons.